Molecule: messenger RNA, 1475 nt
Organism: Cuscuta epithymum
Lineage: Eukaryota; Viridiplantae; Streptophyta; Magnoliopsida; Solanales; Convolvulaceae
Source: the annotation of a GenBank genome assembly
CUUCCACUCAUCAUAAAUAUAAUAAAUAAAUAAAGUUUCUUAAUUUAAUUAAGAAAUACUGCAUGCGAUAACAAGCUAGCUCGCUAGCUAAUUUUCAUUCAUUCAUUCAUUUGAUUUGAUUUUCAUAACAUGUAGCUACAGAUCGAUCCAGGCCUAUAUACUGCUAGCCAGCAGCGCUGGAUACAUUCUCCUCUCCGGCUAAUUCAAUCCAAGGAUACAUAUCCACCCAUCCGCUAGGUAGAGCGAUCGGGCCCGCAGGCCAAUGCCUAUGAGGGCCGCACCGCCACCCGCGCAAUAUGUUUCUCCCCCGCCGGUUACGCUUCUCCUCAUAGCCUUCCUCCUCGUCUUCUUCUUCUUGGGCAUCUUCUUCGUCAUCUUUUGCAAGUACUGCAUACAGAGCUUGUGGCACAACCGCCGCAUCACUCAGGCCGGAGCCCCCCUCGGCCCGGACGGUAACCCCGCCGCCGACAUGCCCCCCGGGAUCGACCCCAAGAUCAUCGACUCAUUCCCCACUUUCACCUACUCGAGCGUCAAGGACUACCGCAAAGAGAAGUAUGGGCUUGAAUGCGCCAUCUGCCUUGUUGAGUUUGAGGAUGAGAGUCUUCUGCGCCUGCUGACCUCCUGCAGCCACGUGUUUCACCAGGAGUGCAUUGAUCUUUGGAUGGAAUCUCACAAGACUUGCCCAGUCUGCCGCCAGGCCCUCGACUCUCUGCCGCCCCCGCCUUCUACCUCUCCUUAUUCCUCGGUGCCGGGAGGAGGCAGCAGUGUCGAUGAUGAUGAAAACUUUCAAGAAGAAUUUGAUCGUGAUGAUGACGAUGAGCAAGUGCGUGACGACACGCAUCAUCAUAGCAUCACAAUAGUACAUGAUGAUGAGGUCGUCAUCGAUAAUACCAAUGACGACCUCACAAAUAAUAGAGGGGAAGGAGGAGCAAGUGUUGACCAUAUAAGUAAUCAUAAUAAUCAUCAGCAACGAAAUACUUCCCUACACAAAUAUGUUGUAACCACAUUAAAUACUAAAAACAACAAUAAUCAUUAUCAUUGUAACAACAACAACAACAACGAUAGUAACAAUAAUAGUAAUAGGAGUAGUGUAAUUAGGGAGGAGGAAGAGAAGUUCCCAAGGUCCCAUUCCACAGGGCAUUCGAUUGUUAAGAUUAGGGAAGAUCCGGAGGACAGGUUUACUUUAAGAAUACCUCCGCAUGUCCGGGCCAAAAUUAUUAGGGGGCACACUGUCACCAAGAGUUGCACCACGUUUGGAGAACACAAAAAUAAAACAACCUCAGGAAACAGAUGUAGUAGUGGUCUUAGUCAGGUUUGAUCCCUGCAUGCUUUAUAUACUUAAUUAAUUAGGCUCUUUUUCCAUAUAUACUUCUGAUGAUACUAUUUUCUCUUAUUUCAUUUUUAACUCUUUCUUUCAUUCUUCACCUGAAUUUGUCAAUUUUGUUGCUUGUGAAAGUAUAUAUACUGAAGGUGAU